UGAACGGAUGCAUUGAUGGCUUCUCGCGAUAUAUUGUCUGGAUGCACGCAAAUUUCACUAACAGCAAACCGGAAGUUAUUGCAGCUUAUUACAUUGGUGCUGUUAGUGAACAUGGGGGUUGUCCAAAAAUAAUCAGAUCUGAUCUUGGUACAGAGAAUGUACACGUCAACAGAUUGCAGAACUUUUUGCGUGAAGAUGACAAUGGCACAACUCAUGGACCAUGUGUGCUUCAAGGAAGAAGUACUGCAAAUCAAAGAAUUGAAAGCUGGUGGGGACAGUAUCGGAGACAGAAUGCAGACUACUGGAGAGAUUUGUUCCAGGAGUUCCAGUCAGUUGGCGACUUCAAUGGCGAUAUAGUCGACAAAGGUCUUAUCCAGUUCUGCUUUCUUGAUGUCAUACAGAAGGAGCUAGACACUGUGGUGAGAAUGUGGAACAGACAUCGGAUCCGGCCUGGAGGCAAUGGACGUGAUUUGUAUCAUGGAAAACCGUUCCUCAUGUUUCAUAUGCCACAGCUUUACCAAGCACAGGACCACCUCCAGCCAGUGGACUAUGACAGACUUAACGUCAUCCUAGAAGAGGAUGUUUGCCUUUGGAAAACUGACAUUGUCUGUGAUCCAGACCUUCAUGAGCUCUGUGUCUUGAUCAUGGAAGAACAUAACCUUGAGGCUGGCCAUAAUGCUGCUGAGGCAACCAGACUCUACAGACAGCUGAGGCCCUUGAUAAGAGCACUUUUGUCUGAGUCAGCGGAAUCUUUGCCUGGCUAUAUAACUGUCUCACAGCAGUCUUAGCUUGCAACACAAUCUUCAGUAAUUACUCACUCACUCACUCACUCACUCACUCACUCACUCACUCACUCACUCACUCACUCACUCACCUCACCUCACCUCACCUCACCUCACCUCACCUCACCUCACCUACCCACCCACCCACCAUACCAUAGGACCAUACAUCUGUGUGUAUUAAGUUUAUCUAAAAAGGUCAAACCACCACAAGGUCAUGUUUUGUACCUUGCAUUCAAUAAAAAUAUGAACACUG
Notolabrus celidotus (New Zealand spotty) is the source of this 1035-nucleotide messenger RNA. RefSeq lists its product as uncharacterized. The record is from RefSeq and is a predicted model, not a curated record. The transcript is spliced from 2 exons. The coding region runs from base 42 to 788 and encodes 248 amino acids. NCBI's taxonomy places the organism in Eukaryota, Metazoa, Chordata, Actinopteri, Labriformes, Labridae.